Canis lupus familiaris (dog) is the source of this 2907-nucleotide messenger RNA. It is a transcript of the gene THEMIS2, whose product is annotated as thymocyte selection associated family member 2. The transcript has 6 exons. The coding region runs from base 53 to 1981 and encodes 642 amino acids. Lineage: Eukaryota; Metazoa; Chordata; Mammalia; Carnivora; Canidae. Gene Ontology annotation, biological process: T cell receptor signaling pathway. The record is from RefSeq and is a predicted model, not a curated record.
UCGGCGCCGGGAACGCGGCCACUCGCUCGGCGUCGGGGGAGCCGCGAGGACCAUGGAGCCGGUGUCGCUGCACAGCUUCGUUUGCACCCUGGACCUCGCCUCCCUCCCGCGUGUGCUGCGGGUCUGCUCGGGGGUGUACUUCCAGGGCUCCAUCUACGAGAUCUCUGGGAACGAGUGCUGCCUCUCCACGGGGGACCUGAUCAAGGUCACCCAGGUUCGCCUCCAGAAGGUGGUCUGCGAGAACCCAGGAACCGGCCAGACCAUGGAAAUCACCCCCGACUUCCACGGCUACUUCAGCCCCCUCACUGGCCGUCAGAGCUAUGGGACCCUGGAGGAGCUGCUCUCUGCUGCAACCCAGUGCUCCAAGACGCUGCCCAUUUGCUUCAUGUCGACCCACAGAAUCACCACAGAGGCCAGAGUGGUGCCUGAGGACCAGCCCCUUAAACUCGAGGCUGUGGAGACAUACCAUGGGACCUACCGUGCCCGCUGUGUACUAGACACUGAAACACAUCCGUUCAUUCUGCACCUGCCUCUGUCUCAGAAGGGGCCCUUCUGGGAGUGGAAGCCCGGUGCCCCUCGGCCCCUGCUCAAGGCCCUGCAGGACCCAGCACUGAGCAACCUCCUCUUCACCUGCCCGACCCUCCCCUGGCGUACCCUGAUCUUGAGGCCCCAGUAUGAGGUCCAAGCCAUCAUGCACAUGCGCAGGACCAUUGUCAAGAUCCCCUCCAGCCUGGAGGUUGAUGUGGAAGAUGUCACCAGUUCCUCUCAACACAUUCAUUUCAUCCAACCACUGCUGCUGAGUGAGGCCCUGGCCCGGGGAGGCCCCUUUCCUCUGUGCAUGGAGAUCCUGGAAAUUCCGGAGGGGCCCUCCAUCUUCCUCAGCCCAUGGGCAGGCUCCUUGCAUAAAGGCCAGAAGCUCUGUAUCCAUGGCCUGGCCUCACCACCUUGGCGGGUCCUGGUUUCAACCAAGGGCCGGAAGAUACCCAGACACUUCAUGGUCUCUGGGGCUUAUCAGGGCAAGCUGCGGCGGCGACCCAGAGAGUUCCCCACAGCCUAUGAUCUCCUGGGUGCUCUCCAGCCAGGCCAGCCACUCCGCGUAGUGGCCACAAAGGACUGUGAGGGCGAAGGGGUGGAGAGCCCUGGGUUCACUUCCCUGGCUGUGGGCGACAGGCUGGAGGUGUUGAGAUCUGGCCAGGCCCAUGGGGCUGAAGGCAGGGACAUAGAUGUCUUGGUGUGUCAGCGGCUGAGUGACAAGGCGGAGGAGGAGGAGGAGGAAGAGAAUGAAGAUGUAGAAGACGACGACCAGAUUCUGCUGCCCCUUUACUUCUCUGGUAGUUUUGUGGAAGAGAUGAAUGAUAGUCGGCGCUAUAGUCUGGAAGAUCUGACUGCCCAUUUUUCAUUGCCCUGUGAAGUCAAGGUGGUGGCCAAGGACAGCAGCCAUCCUGCUGACCCUCUGCCCUCCUUCCCAGGCCUGCGGCUGGAGGAGAAAAUCAUGGAACCUUUCUUGGUGGUCAGCCUCAACUCCAACCCUGAGAUGUGCUUCGAGAUCCCUCCCCGGUGGCUGGACCUGACUGUCGUGGAGGCCGAGGGGCAGCCAGGCCAGCCGGCUGGGCCUCUCCCUGUAGCCACGGUGGAGGAGCUGACAGAUGCCUUCUACUACAGCCUUCGGAGGUUACCGGCCUUCAAGAACCAACCCCCCCCACCCAGGCCCCCCAAAAGUCAGGGUCUCAGUGGGCAGAAGAAACAAAGCAACAAGGAGAAAAGCGGCCAGUCUUCUGAACUCUUAGAACUGCAGCAAGCCCCUCUACUCAAGCCCAAGAUGCAGACGCUGCCACGGAAUGCCAAGGACAGCUCAAAUACAUACAGCAAGGUCUCAGGCCACAGGAAGGACCGCAGGCACACUAAGUCCAUCAUAGAAGAUGGAGAUAAUGAUGACCAUGAUUAUGAAGAAAUACUUGAGCAAUUUCGGAACACCCUUUAAAUGCUGGAGGAACCUUGCUUCUUACCUGCUGUUUCUCAGAGAAUCUGAGAUACCAGCCAACGUUACAAAGCCUUUACAAGACCUUUGGACAUGAUCUCACUGAAAUCAGACUGUGGACAGGAAAUGGCUUCGUGCGGACCAAUCUGAAAAGGGAUAGACAUACCAGCUCUCCUGAGGUUCUAGGUUCCUGCCACAGAGGGCUGGCUUGUUUGGGGCCAGCACCUUGUGCUUGACUCCCUCAGCCUCAGAGCUCUGGUAUCCAAAGGAGCCAAGGAGGUUCUACUCAAUCCUGAGUCCCCAACACCAGCUGUCUCACUGGUUGGUGCAGAAAGGAAUCAGAGACCACCAACCUUGAUGGUGGCGGCACAGUGUUGCUUGACUCUCAGUAAAAAGGGCUCAAUGCUGAACAUAACGCACUGAGAGCCUUUUCUUAUGUUUGCCACUCCCUCGCCACCCCACCCCCAAACUCUAACCCCUGAGAAAACAGGAGCUGUGUUAUCUGUGCAGAAUGCAGCACAUAAUAGUUGCAUGUGACUAUCCAAGAUUUUUUCACUCUAAAACCAUAGAAUAAAAAUUACAUCUGGAAAAAUAGGAACAGAAACCAUUUAGUAAGGUCUGUGUGCCAGACCCUUUAUAAGCAUUAUCUAAAUCCUCGACUCUCUAGAUAGACAAUGGCCUGAUUUUAAAGAUCAGAAAACAAGCUUAAGUGGUCAGGUGUUUCAGGAGGCAGACUAGUCAUGAGCCUGGGUUAGCAUCCCUGCACCACCUCUCAGCUAGGACUAUGAACAAGUUAUUUUAACCUAAGCUUCAGUUCCUUCACAUGUAAAAUGAAAUAGUUAUCUACCUCACAAAAUUGUUUUAAAGAUCAAAUGAGAUAAUCUUGGUAUAUAGUGCAGUGCCUGGAACGAAUAAACACUUAAUAAGAA